This is a messenger RNA of Saprolegnia parasitica CBS 223.65, 468 nucleotides long. RefSeq lists its product as hypothetical. The coding region runs from base 1 to 468 and encodes 155 amino acids. Lineage: Eukaryota; Oomycota; Saprolegniomycetes; Saprolegniales; Saprolegniaceae. The transcript has a single exon. The record is from RefSeq and is a predicted model, not a curated record.
AUGCGGCUGUCGAGGCGUGGCAGCCGCGCGUCGAGCACGGGCACCCGCGGGCUGGCCAUCGGGGCCGGCGCCGCCAAGCACGAAAACAGGUCCGCAAUGUCGUCGACGUGGAACGCGUCGGCUUCGUCUUGCACGUUGGCCGUCGCUGCAUCCGCUUCGAGCACAUCAAACAUGCUCGAAAUCUCGUCGACGACCGCUGCGUCUUCGGCUGCAGCGACGUCUUCGAGGUCGUCAAAGAUCCCGGCAAUCUCAUCGACGACCGCCGCGUCAUUCGAGUCGGCGUCGAGGCUGGCCAUGAGCGCCGACAUGUCGUCGUCGGCGAGCGCACCAAAGAGGUCGGCGACAUCGUUGACGGCGCCGGCAUCCAAGGCGUCGGCCUCAAUGACCGAGAACAAGUCGCUGAGCAUGUCGACGUUGGCGGCGUCGUCCGAGACACGGCUACAGAGCUCGAGGUCUUGGUCAUCUUGA